Phytophthora infestans T30-4 is the source of this 636-nucleotide messenger RNA. RefSeq lists its product as uncharacterized. NCBI's taxonomy places the organism in Eukaryota, Oomycota, Peronosporomycetes, Peronosporales, Peronosporaceae. The transcript has a single exon. The record is from RefSeq and is a predicted model, not a curated record. Bases 1 to 636 code for a protein of 211 amino acids.
AUGAAUCGCACCAAUUCAGACUUGGAUACGUGCGCGUACUACGGCCUCGAACCGGGGGAAACCUGUUUCACUCACCGCAGUUGCUACGACUGCCUCAAUGUACCAGUCGCCGCUGAUCCACAAGGCUGUGUGUUGUCCCAGUUCGGCUACUGUAUGUCCAUGGUUUUCUACGACUACAAACUGGACUACCGAACGACCAGUGGCCCCAAUGCGGACAGUGGCAGCCCCCACAACUUCACUGGAGGACUUUAUCAUCAGUAUCCUGCAGUGAGCACAACCUACUGUGAAGCCACGGAUCCCGCCUGUCUCGAGUGCAACGCCAUUGCACUGAAUUACGCCAGGCAGGACAACUUUCUGGCCAGAUCGACCAAGUUUUGCCUUGGCCAGUCUGGCUGCGUCUGCGUGUUGAGCUGUGAGCCGACGGUGUGGAGAUUGCGAACUGUGUCGCUCUGUGAUGACUCUGAUCCGUCUACUAUUGCUGACUCGAACUCGGAUUCGAGCACGUCCUGGACCGCGUACACGACGAGUCCAUCAAUUAUUGUCAACCGAACGAGUAAUAAUUUGUCGAAUUUGUACUGGGUGUUGGCUGUGCCUGUGUUCAUCGUGCUGCUCGUAGGUUGUGCUUUGUGCUUGUAG